UGGGACUUCCGGUCUCGUGGUUCCGCGUGCCUCCAGAGUGAAGCCCGGCGCUGAGAACUGGAUGUGAGGUGCGGUGGCCCGGCCCUAAGGCCGCCCGGGUGCCGUGUUCGGCUGGCUGCCACAGCCUCACCCUUUCAGGGCGCCUGCGGACCCCAGUGUGCAGUCAGCAGGUCGGGGGACGCCAUGGAAGCACCACCUCCCUCGCCCCGCAGCUUCCUUUGUGGGGCCAGGGUUCCUUUCCCCCGCGUCUUGGCGGCCUGUGCUGUGGCUCCGGAUUCCCAAGUCCCGGUGGAGAAUCGGAAGCUGCCUUCCUAUCUCUCAGAGCCUAGUUACCCGGAAUCCGGAUGGGACCGCCUCUGGCAGCUGUUUGUCAAAGAUGAACAACAGAGAAUGUCAAAGGAACUUGACAAUAUCUGUAGGGCAGCAGUUUCAGCAGGCGUCAUUGGAUGGGCAUAUGGAGGAAUACCAGCUUUCAUUCAUGCUAAAAACCGCUACAUUGAGCAAAGUCAAGCAGAAAUUUAUCAUAAUCGAUUUGAUGCUGUGCAAAGUGCACACCGCGCUGCCACACGAGGCUUCAUUCGAUAUGGCUGGCGCUGGAGUUGGAGAACUGCAGUGUUUGUGACUUUAUUUAACACAGUGAACACUGGACUGACUGUUUAUCGAAAUAAAAAUGCCCUCAGCCACUUUGUCAUUGCAGGAGCUGUCACAGGAAGUCUUUUCAGAAUAACCUUGGGCAUUCAAGGCCUGGUAGCUGGUGGUAUAAUUGGAGCCUUGUUGGGCAUGCCUAUGGGAAGCCUGGUGAUGGCAUUUCAGAAGUACUACGAUGAGUCAAUUCAGGAGAGAAGGCAGAAGGACCAGAAGGCACUGCAGGAGCAGAAACUGCAGGAGUGGAAAACGAGACUGCAGUUUACUGAGCUCCUCCCUGAGGAAAUUGAAAGUCACUUAGAGAGAAAUCAACCUGAAGAGGAUGCUAAGAAAAUUGAAGCCCUGCUAAACCUUCCUAGAAACGCUUCAUCACCAGAUAUGGAGAACAAGGACUGAGAGCACUUGGGCUUAGAACUCACUGGGGCGCUACAGAUAUUUGUCCAGGUAUGCCAGUUUUGGGCUACUCUUUGUCAGUCCGCUGGCCGAUGGGAACUCUCGAAUCUGUGGUAGCAGCAACUUGUUCUAAGAAUCAAAGGUGAUUCCUAUGCAAUUUGAAAUAGAAUGUGAUUUAACGAAAGGAAGGAAGUCAACAUUAUUAAAGAAACAGUCUGACUUCUCUCCUUGGUAUUGCUGACAGCACCUAUGCGGCAGUAUGGAGGAACUGCUUAGAAGAGUCAUGCCAUGCCUACACUAAGGAGCUCGCCGCCUCAUUGGGUAGCUAUCCUACAGAUUUCAACUGAGCACAGAUGAGAAGGAACACAAGACUGAAUGAAAUGUGCAGUCGUUUCCCCCUCCCUUGUCUAUGAUUUUGCUUUCUGCAGUUUAGUUACUGUGGUCUGAAAAUAUGUAAUGGAAAAUUCUAGGAAUAAACAGUUCCUAAGUUUUAAAUUGUCUGCCUUUCUAGGUUGCAUGAUAAACUUUCACUCCAUGCCUCCUGAGAGGAGGACAUUCCUUAUGUCUGGCAGGUCCCUACUACACCUGUCCAUUUGUCACUUAGUAGUCUUGGUUAUCAAAUUGGGUAUGUGGAAUGACAGUACUUCUGUUCAAAUACUGCUGAUUUUACUUAAUAAUGGCUCCAAAAUGCACAAGUAGCAAUGCUGACAAUUCAGAUGUACUAAAGACAACUGCAAAGUGUUCCCUUGAGGUGAAGGAGUGAGUGUUACUGACAUAGAGGAUCCUGUAUUACAGGCAGCUUCAGGCACCCAGUAUGGUCUUAGAGUAUAUCCCAUGGAUCCUGGAGAGCUAAUCUACUGAGGGGAAGAAACUGCUAGCUUUUUAAUUUGGAGCUGGACUUACCUGCUUCUCUUAAGAAUAUGAUUUCAGGGGCUAGAGAGAUGGCUCAGUAGUUAAGAGCACUGGCUGUUCUUGCAGAGGACCUGGGUUUGAUUCCUAGCACCCACAUGGUGGCUAACAA
Molecule: messenger RNA, 2059 nt
Organism: Nannospalax galili (Upper Galilee mountains blind mole rat)
Lineage: Eukaryota; Metazoa; Chordata; Mammalia; Rodentia; Spalacidae
Gene: Timmdc1
Product: translocase of inner mitochondrial membrane domain containing 1
Exons: 7
Coding region: 184-1041 (285 amino acids)
Cellular component (GO): mitochondrion
Source: RefSeq, a predicted model, not a curated record